AUGAUUCGGUCAGAGGAGAUUUCAGCUCAGUUACUUAUUUUUAAAAAUAUAUAUUUAAAAUAAUCCUCUAAUGCGAUUGCGCAACUUUACAAUCCACCAAAAUCAGGUCGUAACGUUACUUGUUGGAGACAGUGCAGUAAGAAAAACCUCUAUGUAAAGCUGAGGUGAAACAACGGGCAUCUGGCAACCUAGUGAAGGUGACGCGCUUCGAUGUGAUACAGUUGUGGUGAGCGCAGCGUCGAGACGUUCAGAGUGUCGCAUUUUAAAGCGGUGAAUGGCACGGCUGAAGCGGUCUGUGCGUUACUCCUCGACUACAAAGAGUUCUUGUGUAACCCGCUCAUCGUCUGUCGUGACGGAUCUACCAAACCAGGCCUGAUGGAUUCAGGUACUCGACGAGAGCUGCAUACAGCAGAUCCCAGCCUCCACUCGCUCCGUCACGGCCAGUCCUGAGUAUCAGGUGUUCUCCACAACCUCACCUUCCCUUUUUCUGCUUCUUCCCCAUCUCACUCCACCCCUGGCUCCUCAACCGGGCCUCCAGCUCGCCCUCGAGAUGAUUGGCAAGCUGAAGCAGAACUUACUGGUGGCCUGCCUGGUCAUCAGCUCCGUCACGGUCUUCUACCUGGGUCGGCAUGCUAUGGAGUGCCACCACCGGAUAGAGGAGCGCAGCCAGCCGCUGGUGAGCAGCCUGCGCACCACCCUGCGCACGGGCCAUAACCUUAGCACCCCCUUCAUCUAUAAUAAAGACAUGCCUCUUAUAUUUAUCGGUGGCGUCCCUCGCAGCGGCACCACUCUUAUGCGGGCCAUGCUGGACGCUCAUCCCGAAGUGCGCUGUGGAGAAGAAACCCGUGUCAUCCCUCGCAUUCUGGCCAUGAAGCAGAUGUGGAGCCGCUCCGGCAGGGAGAAAAUGCGGUUAGACGAAGCUGGAGUUACAGACGAGGUCUUGGACUCAGCCAUGCAAGCUUUCCUUCUGGAGAUCAUCGUAAAACAUGGGGAACCGGCCAACUACCUGUGUAAUAAAGACCCAUUUGCUCUUAAAUCACUUACUUAUCUGGCUAAGAUCUUUCCUCACGCUAAGUUCAUCCUCAUGAUCCGUGACGGCAGGGCCUCCGUCCACUCCAUGAUCUCCCGUAAAGUCACCAUAGCUGGGUUUGACUUGAGCAGCUAUCGGGACUGCCUGACAAAGUGGAACCGGGCCAUAGAGACAAUGUACACUCAGUGUCUGGAGGCAGCAGACAAGUGUCUGCCAGUGCACUAUGAACAGCUCGUCCUGCACCCGGAAAAGUGGAUGAGAACGCUUCUGAAAUUCCUGAACAUUCCUUGGAAUGAUGCAGUUCUGCACCACGAGGAGCUCAUUGGGAAAGUAGGAGGCGUUUCGCUCUCCAAGGUAGAGAGAUCUACAGACCAGGUGAUCAAGCCUGUCAACGUGGAGGCCUUAUCCAAGUGGGUGGGUAAGAUCCCCCCGGAUGUGCUGCGGGACAUGCCUGUCAUCGCCCCCAUGCUGGCCCGGCUCGGCUAUGAUCCCCACGCCAACCCUCCCAACUACGGCCGGCCCGACCCCCUCGUCCUGGAUAACACUAGAAGAGUCUUUAAGGGUGAAUUUCAGCUACCUGAUUUUCUUAAAGAACAAACACAGCUUCAGAAGUCCCCAGAAAAGCCAAACCCAAGUUAGGAGGAGAAGACUUUCAGAGCUUUAUCAGUAGAAGGCUGAGUAGAAGCAGAUGUUGUGGGACCAUGAUGGACUUGCGUCACCCCCGCUAUGCUGGGACCUCCAUGCAUGGAAACACUUAAACAAACACACACACAGACACAAACACACACAGGCCUCUGGACCCGGACCACUCUUUGGAGGACAGUUUUGGCCUUUGAUGUUGUACUGUAACAAUUGUGGCCUAAGAAUGUCAUUGCUGUUCUGAUUCUUUUUUUUAAAACUUUUUUCCACACUGUACUCUGUUUCAUUAAUUUUCCUGGCGACACAAACCUGUGAUUCUGUUAUAAGAAAAUACAGAGGAUUUAAUUAGCAGCAAGGAAAUAUUUAUGGAAGAGCGUUAGCUUUAGAAGACACUAUUUUAAUGUCAUUUUUAUUUUUGUUUUCAUGCCUUCGUAACGUGCAAUUCCUUGGGUACUGAAUGAUGUGCAAGACUUCAAUCUUGUGUGGAGAUAGACAUGCAUUUUGUUCUCUGCAUUCACAAUGGAGUGACCUUAUGUACAUUGAGAGCUGUAAUAAAUUGAGCUGCCAGUGUUGAACAGAAGAGGCUCAUUGACAUUUUCUCCAUUGGCAGAGAAGCGCACAUCGGUGAUGUUUGUUGUUGUUUUUACGAUUGUUAUUUUUGUACUUGCGUGUAAAUCAUAAUUAUGUACUCUUUAUUUCUUUAAAUGAAAUAAACCCCGAGCGCUGUUGGCAGCCAAUGUGCUGA
Onychostoma macrolepis is the source of this 2414-nucleotide messenger RNA. RefSeq names its product tyrosylprotein sulfotransferase 1 (gene tpst1). Gene Ontology annotation, cellular component: Golgi apparatus. The transcript is spliced from 6 exons. The coding region runs from base 551 to 1669 and encodes 372 amino acids. The record is from RefSeq and is a predicted model, not a curated record. Lineage: Eukaryota; Metazoa; Chordata; Actinopteri; Cypriniformes; Cyprinidae. Gene Ontology annotation, biological process: peptidyl-tyrosine sulfation. Gene Ontology annotation, molecular function: protein-tyrosine sulfotransferase activity.